GAAUAAGGUAUAGAAGGUUGGUAAAAGUAAAAAAAAAAGGAAAAAAAAAAGAAGUAGUGAAUAAAAGGAGAAAAUAAUAAAAAGUUUUAUGGUAUAGUGGUUUCAACGGCAAAUAACGUAGACGAUUGGUCAAAUAAUAGAACGUAACUAAUGCUAUUGGUAAAUAGACCUAAGGCAUCUUCAGUGGCGGCUGUAUGAUUGAUAAUUCCGUAGUAUAGUGACUGUAGACACAUAGAUAAACACACACAAGUUGACUCGUGGAUCCUGAGCGAGCGGGUACAUGAGUACAUACAUUAAACCAAUUCAUACAUACAUACAUACAAUACAGUUGUUUCCUAUCGUGUCGAUAUCUCAUACUUGACUGUAAAAAAAUAAUAAAUAAAAUAAUAGCCAGAGUACGAUAAUAAUAACUGAAAAUGUAAAUAUAUUUUAUCUUGGUGAUAGUGACUGUGGCUUUAAAUACUCUGCUGGAGAAACAAAUAAUUUGUGCUAGUGCCAUUGGAUUACAAGUAAAAAAAAUUGUUAAAGAAAGUGUGGAUGGUGAAUGUGUAUAUGUGGUGAUGGAUUUUGAUAGUUGUGUAGACGGUUGAUAGAACUCUUUUUACUUUGAGAAUAAACCCAUAAGUCUACUUAGUUACAAGCACUUUGGUUAUUAUAAUAAUAAUAAUUAUACAACUAUCAAGAAUAAUUACUGUAUUACUGGUUACUGUAACGGAAUUGUUGUUGAUUAUAUUUGUGAUAAGCCAUUCAUCUAAGAGAUUUGGAGUGAAAAAUAAAUUUUACAAGAAUCAGCUGAUGAUCCAGUGAUGAAUAACAGGGCCGAUUAUUAAUUAAAAAUAAACAAAGCUGCCUACACAGUUCUAUAGAUUAUUAUUAUAAUCAUAAUAACUAUUAUUCUACUGUUAACUGAAGAAACUGCCUGCUGAUAAUAUAUUAUUCAUGCAUAGUUUUCAAUUGACUUGAAUGAAUACCAUGACAAUAGUUUUAAGUACUUGAAGCCCUAUUGUAAACUAAAACUCGUGUUAUAAAUUUAGUUACAGCUUCAGGCUAUUAUUAAUUACGUUUUAAAAAAUCCAGUUGGCUAUAAUAGUAAUAAUGAUGAUGAUGAUGAUGAUGAUAAUUCUAAUUUUAAAAAUAAAAUUUUAUUACAUUUAAAGAGACUGGAGUCAAUAAAGUUAAAAUACUCGAAAAGAUUGCAACGACAGAGAAGAAAAAAAUAAAAUAUUAGAUUCAUUUUAAAAAAAAUAAAAAAAGAUAUAAAAUUAUUAUAAAAAAUGAAUCGAGAUUAUUGAGUUAUUUUUUUUAUUUUAAUUGAACAAUCAAAAUGUAUAAAUAUCAUUUACAAUACUUUCAUCAAUGGUUAAAAGUUACAUCAAAACAACUAAGAGACGAGGACGACGAAGAGGCUGUUUUUAAAUAUUUUAUGGAUGAUAGAGGAUAUAUUUAUUAACCCUACAAAUACCAAGGGUUAAUCAUGGAAAAUAGUAGUUCAGGUGUGGUGCAAGUAUUCGUGGGCGAGUGGAGCCCAGAAUAUGAAGCACUGUCAAUAAAAGCGACUAAACAAACAACAUCUGCUGAAAUAGUAGAAUGUAUUAUUGAGAGAUUAGCUUUGAAUGACCCGAAUUUAUCAAAUGGCUACGAAUUAGCUGAAGUUGUGGGUAAUUCUGUCGGUCAGGAAUGCAAGGAACGAAGACUUGGGCCAUCCGAGUGCCCUGUCGCGCUUAUGUUACUCUGGCCAAAGACUGUUACACAGCAAGGAUAUUAUCGAUUUUAUUUAAGGAAAAAACAAUCAGAUUGUCUAUGGGCUGACAGUAGAUUUCCACUGGAUCCUCAGUUAUUAAAAGAUUAUUUUAACCGAUUUUUAUAUCAACCACGUGAUAAAGAGUAUCCAGAUUUGUGCCAAUUACCAGAUCUUAAUGAACAAACAUUACUUGACAAUCUGCGUGCUAGAUUUUUAGCUGGAAAUAUUUAUACAUAUGUUGGCAGUAUAUUAAUAGCCGUAAAUCCAUUUAAAUUUUAUCCAAUCUACAAUCCAAAGUACGUUAAACUCUAUCAAAAUCGUCGACUUGGACCGGAUAUACCACCGCAUAUAUUUGCUAUUGCCGAUGCCGCUUAUCAUUCGAUGCUAAAGGAAAAGAAGAACCAGUGUAUUGUAAUAAGCGGUGAAAGCGGUUCUGGUAAAACAGAAUCGACUAAUUUUUUAUUACACCAUUUAACUGCAUUGAGCCAAAAAGGUUCUCAUGGUAGCGGCGUUGAACAGACAAUUCUGAGCGCUGGUCCAGUUCUUGAGGCUUUUGGUAAUGCCAAAACUGCUCACAAUAAUAACAGCAGUAGAUUUGGUAAAUUUAUUCAAGUUAAUUACAAGGAAAAUGGUAUGGUACAUGGUGCUGUUGUACAGAAAUAUCUAUUGGAAAAGUCACGUAUCGUAUCCCAGGGUAAAAAUGAAAGAAAUUAUCAUGUAUUUUAUUAUUUAUUAGCUGGUGCUAAUGAACAAGAACGCCAGUUGUUACAUUUAGAGAGUGCUGAUCGUUAUAAUUAUUUAAAUAAAAGUGGUUGUUAUGGAUUAGAGAAUAUCGAUGAACGACAUGAAUUUUCUCGGCUUAAACAGUCGAUGGAGAUGGUUGGUUUUACACCUGAGAAACAACGCAGACUGUUUGCUGUACUAUCCGCUGUUUUAUUGCUGGGUAAUGUUGAGUUUCAACCAAGAAAGUCUUAUCAUCAUCACGACGAAGCUGUGGGUGUUAAGAAUCCCGAAGUAGUUGCAAUUAUUUCGGAAUUACUGAGGGUUAAACAGGAAACACUGCUAGCAGCGUUAACGGCUAAACGUGCGCGAGCUUCUGGUGAAACUUUAGUCAUCAAUUAUCGUUUGCCAGAAGCUAUUGCUGCUAGAGAUGCUAUGGCUAAAUGUUUAUAUGGUGCACUAUUUGAUUGGAUUGUUCUUCAGGUAAAUCACGCGUUGUUGUCAAAAAAGGAUACUCUACGUGAUCAUCAAGGCCACAGUAUUGGAGUAUUGGAUAUAUUUGGAUUUGAGGAUUUUAAAACGUGCAAUAGUUUUGAGCAAUUGUGUAUUAAUUACGCGAAUGAACAACUUCAGCAUUACUUUAAUCAGCACGUAUUUCAAUACGAGCAACGCGAAUACCGUAGACAGGGAAUUAGAUGGACAGAUAUUGGUUUUAGUGAUAAUUCGGGUUGUCUAAAUUUAAUAGAAGGAAAACCAAAUGGAUUGUUGUGUUUACUUGAUGAUCAAUGUAAUUUUCCGGGUGCUACUAAUGAAACAUUAUUGCAAAAAUUCAAUUCUGUACACAAGGAUAAUCAAUUUUAUGAAACACCACAGCGACGUGAAGCUGCUUUUGUUGUGAGACAUUAUGCAGGCGCGGUUAAGUAUCAAGCAGCGCAGAUGAGAGAGAAAAAUCUAGAUCUUAUGCGACCUGACGGAGUCGUUGGUGUAUUAAAAAAUUCAUCACUGGCUUUUGUACGUGAGCUCGUGGGUGCUGAUCCGGUAGCUGUAUUCAGAUGGGCUAUUCUACGGGCAUUCUUUCGAGCACAUUUUGCUUUUCAAGAAGCCGGCCGUGCUCAUCGUCACGGCAGAGCUGAUGGAAAUAAAAAUUCAGUUCAAAGCAGAUAUCGGCAACCCAAUGAUAAUUUAAUCAGUUCGCACAAACAUAAUCGCCCGGCAAGUUAUCAGAAGCAGCGCAGUGUCUGCUUGUCAUCACCAUCAACUCAUCCUACACAAAACGAAAACAACGACAAUGUUAACAACAACCACAACAACAACAACAACAAUAAUAAUAAUAAUAGUAAUAAUAACAACAACAAUAACAACAACAACAACAAUAAUAAUAAUAGGUUGUCUUGGCCACAAUUUAGAAAUAUUAGUCAAACUCACCAACACCCAACGAAUAUUACGCCAACCAAGACAACCACAACAACAACAGCAACAGCUACUUAUGUAUUACGUAUCAGAGAUGAGCAUCAACCUAUUAGUAACAAUAAAUACAGACGGGAUACAACUACUACUCAUACACCACUUGAGAGGGUGCUUCCUAAAGACGAAGCUAAUGUCAUGGAACGUGCUAAUCAAAUAGUCAUGAAGAAUAAAUCAUUUCGACCACGUGAGCGAGGCAAGAAGGGUUUGAAAAAUUUACAAACAGUAAAGACACUGGCAGGAAGAACUCAAAGUUAUGGGUCGGGACCUGGUAAAGCACGGAAGCAGCCGAUGACAGUCUCAGCGCAAUUUCAACAGAGUCUUCACAGUCUAAUGGAUACUUUGAAUCAAGCAAAUCCAUUUUUUAUCAGGUGUAUUAAAUCAAAUUCAAAUAAAAUACCAAAUGAAUUUGACGAGGAAACUGUACAACGUCAAUUACGUUACACCGGAAUGCUCGAAACAGUGAGAAUACGUCAAGCUGGGUUCAAUGUGCGUCUCACUUAUGAAGAAUUUAUUCAGUUGUAUCGUAUGUUACUACCAAAUGGUUUAAUAAGCUCACAAAAUGACGUACGUGAUUUUCUCCUCACUUUAAAUCUCAACAAAGACAAUUAUCAACUUGGUAAAACAAAAGUGUUCCUACGUGAGUCUGAAAAAAUAAAACUAGACAUUGAAUUACAUCAACAGAUAAUAACAAGCAUAACGACAAUACAAAAAUGGUUUCGUGCUUGUUUGGAGCGACGAAAAUUCCUGAGAAUAAAAAACGCCGUUGUAUUGAUACAGUCAUUCUGGCGAAUGGUAUUGGCCCAAAAAAUAGCCCAUACAAUACGUGCUCGAAUUGAUGCUGCGAUACACAUACAGAGCACUUGGCGUGCUUACAGACAGUACACAUGGUACAAAAAAUUAAAAUCAUGCGUUAUAACAUUCCAGUCACAUGUAAGAGGACGUAGUCUACGCAAAGAGCUUGUUGAAAUGAGAAAACGAAAACAAGCUGCUACCAUGACAUCUUCCUCCUCGUUAUCCUCGUGUUUGUCCUCCUCGUCGUCGCUACUGAAUAAAUCAGAGAUUGAUUUUAGUGAAAAUAGUAGUAGCAUGUGUGAUAAGAGUCCGUUUAAAAAUAUCGGACUGCAAUCUAAAUUAACAUUGGAGCCAUGCCCGUCGCCACGUCGCGAAUAUAUAACGUCUUCUAAGUUGGAUAUCACUCCGCCUGGGACUGCAAGUGUUAUUGAUAACACAGAUAUAACAUACUCAAAACGUAAAUUAACGCCAAAUAAACGUCUUUUCACUUCUGUUAACUCACGGGAUCCUAAAAGUCCAGAAGCAUUGUUCAGUCCCGAUGACAAUAGUCUACGUAAAGGAAGUCUUGAGAGUUUAGCCAGCUUCAAGAGUUACGAAUCUCAGCUUAGUAUUGAUAGCAGUGAGUCUCACUAUUCUCAAGAGAGUAAUUCAACAAAACCUGUACCCAGUGCAAGAACAAAGCGUGCUGAUCACUCACCGUUGAUAACUGCUCAUGCUAGUAUUAUAAAUACUACUACUAUUUCUAAUACUAUUACUGCAAUUACUACGACUAUUACUACUACUACUACUACUUCUACUACUACUUCUACUGCUAGCCGUACGUCGUUGAUAAGUAGACGUACUGACAGCUCGUCAACGGGAUACAGUGACGGUGACACUGACGGUGAAGCGCCCAGUGUUGUACAAAGCGCCCCGCCUAUUUUCAAUACCGCGAUAUCGUCAUUCCACAGUCCGCGUGAUAAAUAUCAUCAUCCCGGUUUAUCUCAGCAGCAACAACAGCAGAGUCCCGUGUCAGAUAUCUGGAGACGUAGAGCCGAAUAUUCAAUAUCUAGUUAUGUCGACGCAACUCCACAAAAGGCUACUUUUAUAACGAGAUCGCCAAAUGUCACGCAGUACAGAAAUUUUACAGAUAAUUUAUUGGAGCAAGCAAGAAAUGAUCACCGGGUGAAUGAAGUCUCUAAUUUAAAUAUUAAACUAGAUAAUAGUGAUAAUAACAAAUUUAUUAGCAGUAGUAGUAAUACUAAUAGUAAUAAUACUAGUAAAAAUGAUGGUUUUUCAUUGCUCGAAAGAAGGUUCAAUGAGACUCCAGAUAAAUUUGGAGAUAUAACCAAAUUUCGGCGCGACAUUAAAGAGUACAGCUUUUUAAAACGACAGAACUCUGAAGGUGACACUACUUUGAAGAUGAUGGAUUUAAUUCCGCCAUUGCAUGACGAUAGACCUGUUGUUGAAAAGACUGAACCAGAUGUACCGGUACGUAGUGCUCGUAGAAAUCGACCCAGCCGAGAAAUGCUCUGUCGCUCGAUGGGGGAAAGUGUUAAUGAUACUGUAUCAGUUUCUGAUGCUAGGAGUGUUUUCUUGGGGACUAUUAAAGAAGAUUUUAAUAAAGGUAAUUGGUCAAAUACGUCAACGCCGUCGUUAUCUCUUUCAAUGACUCCCUCGGCGACGGUAAUUACACCCACCGCAAUGGCUAUAAAAAAAGAGGACCCGUCAUCGAGAUCAGUCACAGAUUGGCCGGUCAAUAAGGAAGCGGCUUACAAGGGACAACAAUUGGGUAAACGUAUGCGUUCAAAUGCCAUAACGACACUUGAAUUACGACGCAGAAAUUCCGAUCCAGCUACUAAGAUAUCGGGAUUAGAUGAAAAAGCUAAUGUAGUAGGUGAUUGUGGGGAUUUCAAAUUGGCUCCUGGUAUGAACAGACUCGAAUGGAAAGGCAAUAACUUAUUUACACUCGCUGGUCAUAGAUUUAGAAAAGUUGCCAGAUUUUCAAAAGAAGACGUCUGCGUUUGUUGUCAUGAAAAAAUGGACGCUUUUGUUACUCAAGGGUACAAGUGUAAUGACUGUAAACAGCUUUAUCAUGUUAAAUGUAUACAAAAUGGGGGUGUAUUAAAAAUGCCCUGUCCGUUGGCAAAUACCACUACGGCAAAUCGUCGUAAAAAUCGCAAGCCUAUUAUGAGAACACCCUACGAUACUUCGGCGAAUAAACAAACAGUUGCAUCGAAAUUUAGUUUGACUGGAACAUCUGCCUUUACAGACAGUGCUGAUAAAAUUAUUUCUGACGCUAAAGAGCUGGCUUUGAUGCAGGACUUUAUUACUAAAAAAAUUUAUAUAAUGGAAGGACAGGAAGAGGGUAAAAAACCCAGCGAAGUUGACAGGGUUUUCAAACAAGCUUUGAGGAAAUUUAAAGAUGAUUUAGUUAUUACCUACAGUGUCGCUAUUCAGCAGGGAGUUGAGGGUAAUAUUAAGUAUACGGACUUGAUAGCUAACUUUUUACACGUUAUGGAGACUGUUUGUAAACAAGAGAAUACUCGAGAAGACUUUCCGGUUACUAUGGGUGUCAAUGCGUUCCGUGGUUUUAUGAAUGAGUUUAUGACACAAGUUAAGCCGGAGGCUAUUGAUAAGCAGAGCAAGAGCAAGAGAAAGAAGGAGAAGAAACGCAAACAAGAAGAACCUAUUAAACAUGGUAGUCAUAUGUUCCAAUUGACUAUUAUUAAUAUCCCAACUGCUUGCGAAGUUUGUACCUCAUUUUUCAUGUGGCCUAUUGAACGUGGACUAGUUUGUCAAAAUUGUAAAUUAACGUGUCACAAAAAAUGUUACAUGAAAGCUGCUGCUGAGUGCGGUAAAGACGGUUCAAUUCAUGAUAAUAAUUCACGAAAAGUAUUCGGCGUGCCGUUGUACAAAUUAGAUUGCGGAGAUGGCAAAGUACCGCUGGUUGUUGAUCGUUUAAUAACAACAAUCGAAAUUCACGGGCUGUAUACCGAGGGUCUGUAUCGUAAAAGCGGUGUUAGUUCUAAAGUCCGUGAACUUAAGGUUAAAAUGGACGAGGAAGAUUUGCAGAACAUUGACUUUGAGAAUUACCAAGUCCACGUGUUAGCAGCAGUGCUUAAAAGUUUCUUUCGCGAUAUGCCAGAGCCAUUGUUGACAUUCGAGUACUACGACGACUUUUUACACGCGGCAAAUCUCACGGAUCCUCAAGACCGCGUCAAUACUCUGUUUGCAAUACUUAAAAAAUUACCGAAACCUAAUUACGACUUGAUGGAGCGCCUGACGGUUCAUUUGGCGCGUGUCGCGCUCAACGAAGUCGCGAAUCGUAUGUCUUCGUCCGCCCUGGCAAUUGUGUUUGCCCCCUGUAUACUCAGAACGAAUCGCACGCUUCCGGCACAAGAUUCACUGCAGGACGUCGGCAGACAGACUAAAUGUGUCGAGACUAUUGUGCAAGACAAAUUGCGGAGCGUACGGACAGCCCUUGCUGACAUAAGUACCCUAGAAUCGGCGUGUCAUGCAGCUACUAAUCGUCUGUCCAGUCUCAGAUCUUCAAAGAUAUUCAGCCCCGAAGAAUUGAGUGUGUCCUCGACGAUAGCUGGCGGACGGUCCAGCAACUCAGACCGCGACGGUGAUCGCAGUGGUGGUGACGAAGAAGAGGCCCUCCUCGUAGGACAUAUUCAGACUAUUCAGAAGGAAAAGGCACUACUCACUUCAACAUUACCUAGCUUAACUCGUGCUUCCUCAGAUGAUGACCUAUUACUGUCAGCGACAGAUCUCGACGACGGGUCUCUAGAUGAUUUACUUCCAUCGGCUGAUGCCUUGGUAAGAAAAAAAAAUAUCCACAGGCAAAGUUCAGCGGAUAAUGCGUUUCCUACUAUCAUAAAUGUCGAUGAAGAUAUGGUGAUGGUAUGACCUGUCGUUUAUAUACACACUACAAUGAAUAAUGUCUCGACUGUUAAGUAGUAAUAGUUAAUAGUUAAUAAUAAUAAUAAUAAUGAUAAAAAUAUAAAUAAUAAUUAUAAUAAUACUAUUACAAUAAUUAUUAGUGUAAUAGUUAUAUUAUUAUGGUUAUAGCAGUGUAGUUGACUCAACUCUUGUCAAGAAUCGUUAACAACUGUUAUCACCUCGCCAAGUUAUAUUAACUGGGACUUAAUAAUAUCCGGCUACUGUUUACUUGUUAGUAGUUAUUUAUUUUGAUAGCUCAUUCUUAACUUUAAUACCCCAUAUAUAUGUAUAUACACAUUUAUAUGUGGGAGGAACAAAUGCUUCGCAGAUUCACUGAUCGCGUGCCGUACAAGGUUCGAUAUCGAUCUCUGAGGUUGUCAAAACCCGGCAUUUAUAUUUAAUAUAUAUAGAUUUAAAUAUAAAUACUUUUUUUUUUUUUUUUUUUCGUUUUUUACAUUAAAAGAUUAAAAAUUAAAAACCAU
Messenger RNA from Cotesia glomerata, 9129 nucleotides. Its product is annotated as unconventional myosin-IXb-like. The transcript is spliced from 11 exons. NCBI's taxonomy places the organism in Eukaryota, Metazoa, Arthropoda, Insecta, Hymenoptera, Braconidae. Gene Ontology annotation, molecular function: ATP binding; microfilament motor activity; protein binding. Bases 1475 to 8614 code for a protein of 2379 amino acids. Gene Ontology annotation, biological process: intracellular signal transduction. The record is from RefSeq and is a predicted model, not a curated record. Gene Ontology annotation, cellular component: myosin complex.